Messenger RNA from Oncorhynchus nerka (sockeye salmon), 2305 nucleotides. RefSeq names its product forkhead box J1b (gene foxj1b). Gene Ontology annotation, biological process: regulation of DNA-templated transcription. The record is from RefSeq and is a predicted model, not a curated record. The coding region runs from base 330 to 1766 and encodes 478 amino acids. Gene Ontology annotation, molecular function: DNA-binding transcription factor activity; sequence-specific DNA binding. The transcript has 3 exons. Lineage: Eukaryota; Metazoa; Chordata; Actinopteri; Salmoniformes; Salmonidae.
UGUAUCAUUCCGUAAAGCAACUGUCCGGGAAUUAAAUAAUUAGGAUUAUGCAAAAACGACUGAAAUGGAUGAAAUAAUCUGAUGGAUUUUUAAAUGAACAGCUGGAUCCUACUUUGGUGAGCCUUCCCCCUCUACUCUUGUUGCGCAGAGGAUAGUGCUUCGCUGAAGUCCUUUGGGAAUAGAGCACAGGGACGGAUCGACAGACGGUUGCAACAGGUGCAAACUGUUCCCGAGCAUCAUCGCUGACCUGUCAUUGAGGACAUCUCAUUGAACAGUCCUACAAAAUUUUCACAUUUUUGCGGGUGACCGUCUCGUGCGUCACGCUCAGAAUGCCUGUCCUGAUGAGUCCGGAGAUCGCCUCCAAGUUUAAGGAGAAAUGUCUGAAAUUACAGCCGGAGAACCAGGACACCGCAGCCGGGUCAGUGCACCUGGACGACAGCCUGACCAGCCUCCACUGGCUUCAGAACUUCUCCAUCCUCAGCACUAACUCAGAAAGAUCCACCGGCACCGGCUCCGGUUGCCCCUCACAGCACCUGGUCUCCUACCACCAGCGCCUGUACCCCCUGGGCACCGACUCCCCGUCUAGCCCUCCAGCAGGGGACACGGCCGCUACCGGGAUGCCUCUCUGCCUCGGGAGCCCCGUUACCUCUGGCAGUAACUCCACCGACGCGCGUUUGGUGAAUUAUCCACACCACCAAACCACAACCUACCCUCACCUCAACCACCACAUCACGCAGAUCAUCCCACCAGAGGAGAUUGACUUUAAAGCGAACCCCAAAGUCAAACCACCUUAUUCCUAUGCCUCUCUCAUCUGUAUGGCCAUGCAGGCCAGCAAGAAGCCCAAGGUGACUCUUUCCACCAUCUAUAACUGGAUCACAGACAACUUCUGCUACUACAGACAUGCUGAGCCCAGCUGGCAGAACUCUAUCCGCCAUAACCUCUCGCUCAACAAGUGCUUCAUGAAGGUGCCGCGGCAGAAGGAUGAACCAGGGAAAGGAGGCUUCUGGCAGAUCGACCCUCAGUACGCUGACAUGUUCGUCAACGGAGUCUUCAAGAGAAGGAGAAUGUCCUCCAGCCACUGCAACACCCACAGGCAGAGCAAGCUCCUACACAACCAGGAAACUGGCUACCACAGAGCCACUCAGCAGGGCCAAGAUGGCUACCACUACCAAGGAGCUGGAGCCGGCAACAAGCGUAAACAACCUUCUCCAAGGCAAAACAGCAAGAUGGCGGGGACACCCAAAUCCCCACUGUUAGCCACAGAGGCCCACAGCGCAGAUGUAGUUCUGAGGGGAGACUUUGACCUUGCAUCUGCGUUUGACGAUGUCCUCAGUGGAAACUGCAGUACAUUCGAAGACCUGGACAUCAACACUGCUCUGAGCUCCCUGGGCUGCGAGCUGGAUCUGACCCUGCAGGAGAGGCACUCUGUCGGGCUGGGGAGGUGGUGUGGAGAGGGGGACAACCAGACCCAGACCCAUGACUCUUAUGGCUACAUGGAGCUGAGUGGCUCAGUGGGAUGUAAUAGUAGUAACAUAGGGAACCUUUACAUUCAACAACAGCAGCUGAACCAGGAUCAGUUGUUACAGACCCACCUGCACCAGUUUGAGGAGGUGACUCUGUUCCCAGAGCAGCAGGAGGUGCACCCCUGGGAGGAGAUGAAGGAGGAAGUGCAGGCCAUCCCUCAGACUCUGGAUCAGGGCUUUGGUCUGUGUGAAGGAUUCUUCUCAGAGAUACAACCCUGGGAGAGGGCUGAGGCCUACCUGUGACAAACCAACCACUGUUGAACCAAUGCUUACGCCAUGACUUCCUUAUAGUAAAUUCUGGGACAGGGGAUUCAGGAGACUGCUGGUCAUUCAUGUCCUGUCCAUGCAGUUCCUUCAGACUAUGGUUAAAGACUGGGUUGUUGUGGUUUGAAGGAGCAUGUUGUAUUUGUUUCACAAGACAAUGAAACACUAUUGGUCUUAGCUUCUGCUAUGUGCUCCACACUCCAAACAGAUAUGCACUCUGUUGGCUUGUGGGGCAGACCUACAUACAGACGACUAUUUUUCUACAUUAGCCUCAUGAAAUCUUAUAUACAUAAAAUGUAUUUUUUUCUUGUUAGUUUUUUUGCAUGAUGUUUUUGAGAGAUCUAUGCUGUAUGUUUAUGACUUUAUGAAGAUCUAUAUUUCUGGUUUGAUCGCUGACUAGAGAAGUCAAUGAAGUCAAAUGCAGUACUUAGUGUUGGGUCAUAGUCAAACCUAUUGAUCCAAUUUCAAUGUGUUUUUCAAGUAAUCAAUUUAAUAUAUAUAUAUAUAUAUAUAUAUAU